UUUUCCACUUUUUUUUUUCAUAGUAAAAUAUACGACCCUCUACGAUAUACUCAUUAUAUACCAUUCCUAGCACGACGCAGAAAAACAAAAUUUAUUCAUUGAAAUGUCAUCCCGUUUAGCAAAGCAAUCGUUGGAUUUAUUAGCAGGCACUGGUUCCUUCAAAAAACUAGCGUCUGCAAAUAAUUCAACAGCAACAUCCUCUAUAGAAAAGAAAGAUCGAAAGGAUAAACUAAAACUACCAAAGACCAACAGAGGCAUUAAGAAAAUCAAAUACGAAAUGCGAUACGGCAGACAUAAAAAAGCAAAAGAACUACAACAGGAAAAGCAAAAACGAGAAAAUCCCAUAGAUAAACUUCAUGAGGAAGCAUUAACAGCUGAGGAACAGUUGAAGUGGAAUGUACAGCUAAUGAAACACGCACUAAGGUCGACUGAUUUAGAGAGAAAAAUCCACAAAAAGGUGAUGAAGCAGUUAGAUACCAAACGAACGAAGAAAUGGAGUAACAAAGUUAGCGAUUCCGAAAAUGACACUGAUUCUGAUUAGAUCUAUUAAAUUGAAUAAAAAGUCGGAACU
Molecule: messenger RNA, 571 nt
Organism: Mycotypha africana
Lineage: Eukaryota; Fungi; Mucoromycota; Mucoromycetes; Mucorales; Mycotyphaceae
Exons: 3
Coding region: 104-541 (145 amino acids)
Source: RefSeq, a predicted model, not a curated record